Molecule: messenger RNA, 11364 nt
Organism: Acanthochromis polyacanthus (spiny chromis)
Lineage: Eukaryota; Metazoa; Chordata; Actinopteri; Pomacentridae
Gene: atp2b3b
Product: ATPase plasma membrane Ca2+ transporting 3b
Exons: 26
Coding region: 1196-5161 (1321 amino acids)
Biological process (GO): calcium ion transmembrane transport; regulation of cytosolic calcium ion concentration
Cellular component (GO): membrane; intracellular membrane-bounded organelle
Molecular function (GO): PDZ domain binding; ATP hydrolysis activity; ATP binding
Source: RefSeq, a predicted model, not a curated record
GAUGCUGCGACCGAGCUCCUGUGCGCGCGAGCUCAGGCAGCGGCUCGACCCCUCCUCCAAAGAUGUCGCAGGAGCUCCGGUGCUUCUCCUCCUCCGCCGCCGCCGCCGCUCCGCUCGUCCCGCUGCCCUGAACUGUUCACCGAGUCCGGUCCGACCUCUCACGGCCGGGAGCAGCAGCCAGCCCGGUCCUCCCCCUCUCCUCCCUCCCUCCCUCACUCAGCACGGAGGUGUUUAAACCGGCGCAUCCUCUCUCUCCUCCCUCCCUCUCUCUCUCUGUCACUCACCCUCUCUCUCUCCCCUCUCUCCUCUCUCUCUCUCUCUCGCUCUCUCUCCUCCACCGCCGCAGAACUCCGCCGACCAACCGUCAGGUGACCGGAGCGGAGCGGAAUAUUCAUCAGCACCGUCGUCGUCUUUUCAUCCCUUCACUCCUUCGGACUCCAGGCGACCGGAGCUGCCGCAGCCCCCGGUUCUCUUCCCCUCCCCAACCCCCCUGUAUCCUCUCAUCCGGUCUGGGACAUUCUCCGCUCCACGCACACGCAGAUUAACGGGGAUUCUGCCUCCCCGCCCGCGCGCUGAUGCUGAUGUCCUUGAGCUCGGCCUGCACGGUGCUGGUGGUGCAGCAAUAGCUACCUCUGAACUGGAUCCGCUUCCUGUCUCUGAUUUAUCAGCUGCCUUUGCCUCGCUCGCCCCUCUCUCCAUCCGUCCGUCAUUCUCCCAUCGCCGUCUGCAGGUCCGUCUGCCCGUCCGUCCGUCCGUCCAUGGACUGGCUGUGACCCCGGAGGGAGGGGGACAGAAACGAGGAAAGAGCGGAGUUGCAGAGGACACGAAGGAAAAGAAAGCUGGAUUCAUUCAGACGUCACGCUUCUGAAGUGCCCCUGCUCGCCGUCCUUCAUCCCCCUCACCCUCCUCCUCCUCCUCUGCCUCCCUCUGUUAUAGAGAUUUAAAGGAGCGGUGGGAGGCAAAGGCCGAGAUAGGUAGAAGAAAAACAAUUCACAACCAACGCCCUCUCAUUGCCCUUAUAUAUAUUUAAAGAGGGGUUUGGGCGUAUUGGCGCAUUUUUUUAUAAAUAAAAAUAUUUAGACAGAAAACCGAGACUGUGGAGCACAUGAACAACCCUCCAACAAGCAGACGAAAGGGGACCUGAGCAGACUACGGAGAGAGAGGAGGACCAAAACAGAGGAAAACAUUUACUGAUAUGUCAACGACAGCCACGAUGGGUGAAAUGGCAAACAGCGCUGUGGAGUUUUAUCCUAAAGGGACUCGAGGCGGGGGUGGAGGAGGAAGGGCAGAUGGCAGCCAUGCAGGCGGAGACUUUGGGGUCACGGUUACGGAGCUCAGGGAGCUGAUGGAGCUCCGAGGAGCUGACGCCAUACAGAAGGUCCAGGACAGCUAUGGAGGCACAGACGGCCUCUGCCAGAGACUACAGUCCAGCAUCACUGACGGCCUCAGUGGCGACCCGGUGGACCUGGAGCGUCGAGGCCAAACGUACGGCCAAAACUUCAUCCCCCCGAAGAAGCCCAAGACCUUCCUGGAGCUGGUGUGGGAGGCCUUGCAGGAUGUCACGCUCAUCAUCUUGGAGGCCGCAGCCAUCAUCUCCCUCGGUCUCUCCUUCUACCAGCCUCCCGGAAAGGAAACCGAAUCUUGCGGGAAUGUGUCAGGGGGCGCAGAAGAUGAAGGCGAGGCCGACGCCGGCUGGAUCGAGGGUGCAGCUAUCUUGCUCUCUGUUGUGUGCGUCGUCCUCGUGACGGCGUUUAAUGACUGGUCCAAAGAGAAGCAGUUCCGCGGUCUGCAGAGUCGGAUCGAGCAGGAACAGAAGUUCACCGUCGUGCGGAAAGGAAACGUCAUCCAGAUACCUGUGGCUGACAUGGUGGUGGGCGACCUGGCUCAGGUCAAAUACGGUGAUCUGUUGCCAGCUGAUGGGAUCCUGAUCCAAGGCAACGAUCUGAAGAUAGAUGAGAGCUCCCUCACAGGAGAGUCUGACCAUGUACGCAAAUCUGUGGAGAAGGACCCCAUGCUGCUCUCAGGUACCCAUGUGAUGGAGGGAUCUGGUCGGAUGCUGGUGACAGCUGUAGGUGUCAACUCACAGACAGGCAUCAUCUUCACCCUGCUGGGAGCCGGAGAGGUGGAGGAAGACGGCAAAGAGAAGAAAGGAAAACAACCCGAUGGAGCAGUGGAGAACAAUCAGAACAAAGCCAAGAAAACGGAUGGGGGUGUUGCCAUGGAGAUGCAACCCCUGAAGAGUGCAGAGGGAGGCGAAGUGGAGGACCGAGAGAAGAAGAAGACCAAUGUUCCGAAGAAAGAGAAGAGCGUCCUGCAGGGCAAGCUCACCAAACUGGCCGUUCAGAUCGGCAAAGCAGGUUUGGUGAUGUCGGCCAUCACCGUCAUCAUUCUGGUGCUGUACUUUGUCAUCAACACAUUUGUCGUUGAAGGUCGCACAUGGAUGACAGAGUGCACUCCGGUUUACAUCCAGUACUUCGUCAAGUUCUUCAUCAUUGGAGUCACUGUGCUGGUGGUGGCCGUCCCCGAGGGUUUACCGCUCGCUGUCACCAUCUCUCUGGCUUAUUCUGUCAAGAAAAUGAUGAAAGACAACAACCUUGUGCGGCAUCUGGAUGCUUGCGAGACCAUGGGCAAUGCCACGGCCAUCUGCUCCGACAAGACUGGCACCCUCACCACCAACCGCAUGACGGUAGUGCAGACUUACAUAGGUGAUGUGCACCACCGUGUGAUCCCAGACCCUGGACAGAUCAACCCCCGGACACUGGAUCUGUUAGUCAACGCUAUUGCCAUCAACAGCGCCUACACCUCCAAGAUCUUACCUCCUGAUGUGGAGGGAGGUCUGGCUAAGCAGGUGGGCAACAAGACAGAGUGUGGCCUGCUGGGAUUUGUAUUAGACCUACAGCAAGACUACGCUCCUGUCAGAGACCAGAUCCCUGAGGAGAGACUGUACAAGGUGUAUACAUUCAACUCAGUGCGUAAAUCCAUGAGUACGGUGAUCAAACUGCCCGACGGUUCCUUCCGCCUCUACAGCAAAGGAGCCUCUGAGAUCAUGUUGAAGAAGUGUUCCUACAUCCUGGAUUCCAAUGGAGAACCACGCAGUUUCCGCCCACGUGAUCGAGAUGAGAUGGUUAAACAGGUGAUUGAGCCCAUGGCCUGUGAGGGAUUGAGGACCAUCUGCAUUGCAUACCGCGACCUGCCGUCCAAUCCGGAACCAGACUGGGAGAACGAGGCAGAAAUAGUGACAGAGCUGACCUGUAUCACUGUGGUUGGAAUUGAGGAUCCUGUGCGGCCCGAGGUGCCUGAGGCCAUCCGUAAGUGUCAGCGCGCAGGCAUCACGGUGCGAAUGGUGACUGGUGAUAACAUUAACACAGCAAGGGCCAUCGCUGCUAAAUGUGGCAUCAUCCACCCCGGAGACGACUUUAUCUGUCUUGAAGGCAAAGAUUUUAACCGACGAAUCAGGAACGAGAAAGGAGAGAUUGAACAGGAACGUAUCGACAAAAUCUGGCCCAAACUGCGUGUGCUGGCUCGAUCCUCGCCAACCGACAAACAUACACUGGUUAAAGGCAUCAUCGACAGCAGUGUUAUAGAACAGAGGCAGGUUGUCGCAGUAACAGGAGAUGGAACUAAUGAUGGACCCGCUUUGAAAAAGGCUGAUGUGGGCUUUGCCAUGGGUAUUGCAGGCACAGACGUGGCUAAAGAGGCAUCUGACAUCAUCCUGACCGAUGACAACUUCAGCAGCAUCGUCAAGGCGGUGAUGUGGGGACGAAAUGUCUACGAUAGCAUCUCCAAGUUCCUCCAGUUCCAACUCACGGUCAACGUAGUGGCUGUCAUUGUGGCCUUCACUGGGGCCUGCAUCACUCAGGACUCUCCUCUGAAGGCGGUGCAGAUGCUGUGGGUAAAUCUGAUCAUGGAUACGUUUGCCUCUCUGGCGCUGGCCACUGAGCCCCCCACCGAGGCCCUGUUGCUACGGAAACCCUACGGCCGGAACAACCCUCUCAUCUCGCUGACCAUGAUGAAGAACAUCCUGGGCCAUGGAGUGUACCAGCUGGUCAUCAUCUUCACCCUGCUGUUCAUAGGCGAGCGCAUGUUUAAUAUCGACAGUGGUCGCAACGCUCCGCUCCACUCCCCUCCCUCCGAGCACUACACAAUAAUCUUCAACACCUUUGUGCUCAUGCAGCUUUUCAACGAGAUCAACGCUCGCAAGAUCCACGGAGAGAGAAAUGUCUUUGAUGGCAUAUUUUCCAACCCCAUCUUCUGCUCCAUCGUUCUGGGAACCUUCGCCGUGCAGAUCGUGAUUGUGCAGUGGGGAGGGAAGCCCUUCAGCUGUGCCCCUCUCAACGUGGAGCAGUGGCUCUGGUGUCUGUUCGUGGGAGUUGGAGAGCUGCUCUGGGGGCAGGUCAUCGCCACGGUGCCAACAGAGCGGCUGCCAUGUCUGAAGGAAGCGGGUCUGGGCCUGGAGCCCGGCGAGGAGGAAGGUGAGGAGCUGGCGGAGGAUGAGGAGGAGAUCGACUGCGCCGAGAGAGAACUACGCCGGGGACAGAUCCUCUGGUUCAGAGGCCUCAACCGUAUCCAGACCCAGAUGGAGGUAGUGAGCACGUUCAAGCGAAGCGGUUCGUUUCAGGGAGCGGUGAGACGGCGCUCCUCCGUGCUCAGUCAGCUCCACGACAUGCGAGUGGUGAAAGCAUUCCGUAGUUCACUGUAUGAGGGCCGGGAGAAACCGGAAUCCCGCAACUCCAUCCACAACUUCAUGGCCCACCCGGAGUUCCUCAUCAACGACCUCAUCCACAACAUCCCGCUGAUCGACGACACAGACGUGGACGACGAAUCAGAGCUCAGCAGAUACCAGCACCUGCACCCGGCCCUCCGCAAGCCGCCACCCCCUCCUGCCCAGCCCCCGGCCCGCACCCGUCCCACCCGCCCCUACCGCCAGUACAGCCUCCCGGUGACCCCGUGCAACCGAAACAACAACAACAACAGCAGCAGCAGCAGCAGCAGCAUCGACUCAAUGGUCACCCACGGCAACAAAAGCAACAACCGGAGCCCCCACCAUCACCACCACCGCCACCAACAGCACCACCACCAUAACCAUCACGGCAGGGACCGGCCGGUGAAACCCUCCGCCCCUCACCUGGCCCAUCUCUACUGUGUGGAGACCUCCUUAUAACUGAGCUCUUUAUGGGUUUGUGGGGGAGGAAGGGAAUCUUGGGGGAGGGGGAGGUAAAGGGUGAGAGCGAGAGAGGGCUGAGGACACUCACAUGAACAUUUUCAUUCGAUCUCCCCCGAUGACGAGCUCACACGAGGACGCGAAGGACGAGGGAGGCACCUGGAGGGAGUGGACAAUGGCUGGAGACUUCUUCUCAGCUCCCUGAGAACAUUGCGACUUUCCCUCCCUUUGCCCUUUGCUCCAGCCCUCUCAGUCUGACUCCCCCAACCCUCCCCUGACCCCCAACUCCUCUCACCCCUGACUCCCCACCACCUUCCCCUCCACCCGACCCAGCGGUCUGUCGCCUUCCCUGAGGAACACCACCCGGCCUCGCCCAGCACCGCCGCCACCCUCAACCUCAACCUCACAUACCCUCACCACACACUGCGUUUUUGCCCCUGAGUGGCGUUCGGGAUGGGGGAGGUAUUGGAUUGGGGGGGUGACAGACGCAUCGGAAAACCGGGAAAACAUCCCCUCAACGCUUCAGCAGAACAGGGCCACGUGGCUAUGGGGGCUGACUCACUCUGUUUCUAUUGGUGUUCAUCAUUAGUGCUGUCGUCACUCACUGACCCACUCAACAUUUAUCUGGCCACUUUAAAGUCACUGCUUUGCUCGCGAUAUAAGUCAAAGAAAAAAAGAGAAAAAAACGCUUUGGUAAAGCUUUAAACUAGACUUCAGUCAUUUCCAUUUCUGAUUUUAUUUUUCGACAUAAUGGUGCUCAUUCAUUUCUUUCUUUUUUACAUCGCUCGAUUUAUUUCUUCUUUCUCUCUGAAAUUUUAUAGAGAUUUUUUUCUUAAUUGUUUUCUGUCACCCCUCUCUCUCUCUUUCAGUGUGUGUGUGUGUUGUCUUGUCUCUUCUGAAGAAAAAACUGACAAAAAUGUAACAAAAACAGAAAUCACAAACAAAGAUGCUGUUCAUUUAAACCUAAUAGUAAUAGAAUGGCUGCAAAAAACAACUAAAGGAUGGGGGAGGGGGGACACAUAAAUAUAUAUAUAUAUAUAUAUAUAUAUAUAUAUAUUAUUUACACACAUAGGUAAUUUGAAUGUUUGGGAAGAAACAACACUGAACUUUUCAUCACCCGCCCAGUCCCUGAAUGCCUCCCUAUCCAUCAUGACCUGUUAUCUGUUAUCAGCUAUGAGAUGUGGGAUCUCAUGCUAAUUUGGAUGUAUGCAUUCUUUAGUUCCAUACAGCACAAAACCUAAUUUACAGCCUCCUGCCAUGUCAACGAACUCAUGAGUAUGUGUGGGUAAUAUUUAUGGUGAACCCAACGGUGACCUCCUCCUCUGUCCCUUCAUUCUCUGUUUCCCCCCAUCUUCUCUCUUGCUGUUCCUCCUUUGCUCACGUUGUCUUGUCCCUUCUUGGUCUUUUGUCGUCGUUGUCGGGUGUCUGUACACAUGUGUUUGUGUGUGUGUGUGUGUGUGUGUUUCAGCUUUUUUUUUUCUUUUUGGAAAAAAACCCAGCUGAACGCUUGUGAAGCAUUAACCCUUUAAAACGCCAUCAAAACACGCAAUGCACAGGCGAUGGCCCUUUAAGACUAACAUGCACUCACUCCGAAAGCCGCUCCUGCUCACGUGCCAUUGGGUGGUACUCCGUCAUGUGACCGGCACCCUCUCCACAGACAAAGAGAUUGUUUCAUUUGAUCAUUUGGAUAUUGAAUCCAGUUGUACGUCACUUACAAUUUUUUUAAAAAACAACAUAAAAAAUCUCCACCAAUCAGGCUCGCGUCUAGUGUCAGUGUUUAGUUUUAGCUUUAGUCCACUCACAUCUAUCAGGUGUGAACCAUGAAUGCUCAUGUCUCACGUCCUCAUACAUUCCCCAUCAUCAUGAUGUACAAUUUCUUGAUUGGGAUAUCAAAACGAAGCAGUCUGACACUUAAGAAAAUACUUAUAUUUGCUUUCCUGCUGAGUGUUGGAUGAGAAGAUCAACGUUUACAUCUGUGCAGAAUGUGAGGCUUGAAUGUGACAAAGCCUGGAUACAAGAGGAAACAUCUAGACUGGGUCCAAUGCACAUCUCAGCACAUUUAAAGCUCACUAAGUAACAGAAAUUAGUUUCUCUUGGCUGCUGGGAGACAUUACACACCCACAAACUAAACGCAGGAUUGUUGUGACAGUGGAUUGUGCUGCAGGAGGCUGUUUAGUCUUUUUUUGUGGAGUUUCAGCAUUUUGUCAUCUGAAAUUGUUGCUGGGAGGUGCUGAAAAAAAUCAAUCAUACUUUAGAUAGUAUGAUCAUGAGCUAAGUAUUAAAUUGCAUUCUGAGGUGUGUAAAUUGCAGACUGAGAAAUACAAUCAUUUGCCUGUGCAGAUUCUCAGUCGUCUGGGUCAUGGUAGCCCGAAGAGCUUCACUGAAAAGCAACAGGACUCUUGAAGGUGUUUCACCUCUCAUCCAAAAGGCAGAACUGAAGAGGCCUCUUGGGUUUGAGGUAAAGCAUCUUCAAGAACUAAAAAGAAAAGUCAAGUUGCCUUCUGCUGAAGAAAAUACAAGCAUGUAUUUGACUUCUUUUUCAGCACAGACUGGGCUGUUUGAAUAUGUCUGCUGCGAUAUAACCAGAGUUCAAGCAUAAAGGAAUUGCAUUUUUUCACGUUUUAUUCAUUUUUCAACACAAAAAAAACAAUCUUGGUGCAUUUAGCUUCUUCAAACUUGAGGCGCAAAAUUAUAAGCUGACAAAGAAACAGAUCAACUUAAUGCUUUUACAGUUGUUUAAAAUUGGAGUAGUCUUACUCACCAGAUGUUUCUGUUGCGCUAUCUACAAUUCACCAUUUCCAAAGUCCACUUCACUACAGGAAACAACCACAACAACGUCCACACUGAAAAUUUCAGUCACAAGAUAAUCGUAAAUACAGAGAAAUACAGAGAAGCCGAGUUCAGCCAACUGAUAAUGAUGUGCAGUUAGACCAUUCAACAUGGUGCUGUGUCAGCAGUAGAGAAGGGUCUUGCUAUGUGAGACAAAUGGAAAGACCAAAACCAACGACAAAAAACAAUGAAUUUUGGUUGUGUAGAAGAUUAUGUGCCGUAGAAUUUCUGGGCUGAUGCUGUGAAUAAAGCUAAUGAGAAAUAAUCCAUUAGAGAGCUUUAGUGGUGCUGCUCGAAUUAUUUGCUUUCCUUUGGGCCAAGCUACGAAAGCUGUUCUCCAUCUUUGAAUCACAAGAAUUAUGAACAAGUAAAAUGAUCAUGUUGUGCAUUCAGACCAUUCUACACAGCGCUGAGUCAGGAGAAGAAAAUGUGCUGGCCAUGGGGACUUUAAUUGGAGAGACCUCAGGGUUAAACCAAAGAGAGGCAGUUAUGUGAGAAUGUUGAUGGAUAAUGUGAUGCAGUCAGACCAUUCUACACAGCGCUGUGCUAGUAGUAGCGAAUGGUCUGGCAAUCAGUCAAUCAGAGGGUUAAACCAAAGAGACGUGGUUUUAUAGACGAUUAUGUGAUUUCCCUGCCGACCUUCUUGGAUUAAACAAAUGAGAAAUAACCUGUUAGUGAGCUUCAGAUGUGCUGCGAGAAGGAUUUUGUUUCUUUAGGGCUAAGCCAAUCCAGCUGCUCCCCACAGUUUUCUGUCUUUUAAUCACUAGGCGAUUGAGAUUAGUUUAAGGAAAUGCAAACAAGCGAGAAUGUUUUUUUUUUUCCAGCUAUAACAGAAUGAUAAUGAGAUGCAGUUAGACCAUUCUACACAGCACUCUAUCAGCAGAAGGGAACGGUCUGGAUAUGCAAGACUUCAAAAGGGUUUAUCCAAAGAGAGGAAACAACAAAUUAUGGUUUCGUAGGUUUAGUAAGGUUGUAAAGUUUUGUGCCAUAAGAUUUUUGGGCUGACCUUCGUGGAAGAAACAAACGUGGGCUAACCUGUUAAUGAGCUUUAGAGGUGCUGCAGGUGUUUCUUUUGGGCCAAGCCAGACGAGCUGUUUCAUCUUUAAAUCACAAGAUGAUUGUGAUUGGUUUCCCCCACUAUAGUAGAAUGAUAAUAUUGUGCAGUCAGAUCAUUCUACACAGCGCUGUAUCAGCAGUAAAGAAUAGUCUGGCUAUGUGAGACUGCAAAUCAGAUGGUUUAACCAAAGAGAGGUGGUUUUGCGGAAGAUUAUGUGAUUUCUGGGCUGACCUUUGUGGAUGAAACAAAUGAGAAAUGACCAACUGUUGGGCUUUAGAGUUGCCGUCAGACAGAUUUAGUUCCUUACAGUCAAUAUCGAACUGGUAUCAAGGAAGCCAGUGAGCCCAUUUCCCAAAUCGUUGGAGUGACACAUUAUGUUGUACAAUGCAAAGGCCAGUGACACGCUGCAUGAACACACCCAACAACAAAAGAAAAUUAAAUCAGAAGGCCUCCCAUGUGACACCGGGUCCACCGUCACCUCCAUCUCAACAUUCCAUGGAACAUACAUUCCAGACAUCACAUUCCAGAGCGGGUGUGAGAGUGCCCUCCUGUAUCCCAUGAUGCACUAGGUGUGGGUGAACCGCUGACUUCAUGUUGCCUCGGAGCGCGACGCCGCAAAGCAAUGCAAACUCCUCCGCCGCCUCCCUCCCCGUCGUCCCCCUUCCUGCUCCCCACCGCCCCCCUUUACCCUGCCCUCGGUCGACUCCCACCAGCCAGAGGAAGGCAAGGGGCAGAUAAUAUGCAACCAGACUGCCAAACACCUGAACCCGGCCGUGAGAGUAGAAACACAGCGAGAGAACACGUCUGUCCUGCUAGUUCUGUUUCAGGAUGCGCGCAGGGCUCUCUGGGAAAACACCCCCCCUACCUGUACAGAACUCUGUCUUCUUGAAUGCUCAUCAUCAUCGUCGCCACCCUCGACCCGGAUGGCGACACUGUAUUGGUCUGUCUGUUUUGAAGCAUGCAUUUGGUAUCAUUAAUGUCACUCUUUAUGUGUUGGUAAAUCAUUUAGGCUACUGUCACUUCUGUGUGCUAUGAUCUCUCCACAUCUGCUUUCUCACACACACAAACACACACAAAACACAUCCUGUAACCUGUUUCUAUUUCAGCACCUCUGAGCACGGCUACAUCAGUGCUUUCGGCGGUAUUAAAAGAAAAGAAAAAAAAAACAACUUGAAAAAAACAAAACAAAAAAAACAGACACCAAACGACAAAGAGGGGUGGGGGAUAAUCUACAGUUGGUGUAAAUUUGACUGUCCAGUUCCAGCCAUCUCUGUCCAUCCGUCCAGCACAUCAUGAUGUUGUGAGACAGUUUCACAGAAGGCAAAACACAAUGUGAAAAAGAACAUAUUAUUUAUCAGAAUUAUAAAAUUGUACAACUGCACCACUACUGUACAGAUCGCCCAAAUGUGCACAUGUGCAUCUUUGAUUUUACAGGUACUAUGUUCCUGUUACACCUCUUUUUCUUCUUUUCUUUUUUAAAUUUAUUUAUUUAUAUUUUUUCUUUCUUUUAACUCCUUUUUGCUUUUUGUAAAGAGAGGAACAACAAAAUGGAAGCGCUUGUAUAUUAUGAUUAUUAUUAUUAUGAUUAUUAUUCUUAUGAUUUUCUCCACCGGUGCUCCCACUGAUGGAAAAAAAGACAGUUGCACAUUCUCCUGAGCAUAUUCUGAGGGCUGUGUUUUCUGUCCAUUGAACAGCCCCUGAAGUGUGCAGAGGUGUGGAGAUACUUCUAGUCUCUUAAGACCAGAGACACCACUCUGUAAAUACAGAACAGGAGAUACAAAAUGUACCUCAUUAUGAUCUAAGGACUGGACAAAGUGGGGACCCAACGGAGGACGGAAGAACCGGAGGGCGACGCAGAGCUAGAGGCCGCAGAAGUGCAGCGCGUCCACGCACUGUUUAGGCUGCUCUCUUAGAUCUGCCGCAAGUAUUUACUGCCAUGUGACGAACGGGAAGGAAUUAAGGUUUUACAUUAUUCAUUAUACAUACUGUUGUAAAUAUUGUUUGUGGAAAUGGUCCCCCUUCUUGCACAACGCAGUGCUGUUCUGAAGACAGAAAAUGCAGCCUUAACUGUGCUGAAACGAUAAAAAGACCAAAAAAAGAAAAAAACCCAUAAAGACUAUUGAAUAUAUUAAAGAGUUACCUGCCUGUUAUUUAAGCGAAUAAAUAUCUAUAUAUGAGAAAGAACACACCUGUAUACUGUAGACUAAAUCUGUAUGAGAAUCUAAGAGAAUUUAAUGGGAAUUAAGUCCAACACCUUUUGUCUGUAUGAAAGAAAAAAUACAUCAAAGUAUUCUACAAUAAUAACUUUGACAAAGUC